Portunus trituberculatus (swimming crab) is the source of this 5943-nucleotide messenger RNA. Its product is annotated as ankyrin repeat domain-containing protein 50-like. NCBI's taxonomy places the organism in Eukaryota, Metazoa, Arthropoda, Malacostraca, Decapoda, Portunidae. The transcript has 13 exons. Gene Ontology annotation, biological process: RNA processing. The record is from RefSeq and is a predicted model, not a curated record. Gene Ontology annotation, molecular function: RNA binding; protein binding; RNA nuclease activity. The coding region runs from base 216 to 2483 and encodes 755 amino acids.
AAAGUGACAGAAGUCACAGCACAGGAGAGACGAGGUGCCGAAAUGCAAUGCUCCCGAAAUCAAGAUGUUGUGCUUCACGCCAGACCGUUUAGCAAAGGGUUGCAUUGAUUACUCCGCUGUCCCCUUACAGAACCCCAUCUUCUAGUGACACGAGUGAGGCAGCAGAAAGUGGGUGCAAGAUAGGAACCCAGGAUGCAAAGGUGCAGUGACUCAAAAUGGCUACUCUUGCAACUAUGGCAGAUAUGUUGUAUGAGUCUGUUAAUACUGGGGAUGUUGAUGCAGUGAUGGACUUGCUUAAAAAAGGUGCCAAUGUCAAUGUCCUUCCAUCAUGUGGACGGACGGCCCUGGGCCGCGCAGCACAGCUGGGACAUUUGGCAAUUGUGUGUCUACUUCUUGAUGCUGAAAAGUUUUACACAACACCAGAGGAGGAGGAUGUGGACACUGAAUCAUUAUUUUCAUGCAUCUCAUCAAGUUCAAGCUCUCAUGUUGGUGCAACUCCCAGUGUGACCUCGUGUGCCUCUAGAGGAAACUUACCUCAGGACCAGAAGACAUCACCAACUACUGGAGCUGUAGCUUCAACUUCUGUAGGCAAUCUCCGUCCAACACUUGGGCCUGCUCUUUUGAGUCCACAAGGGCACAAAUGUUGCUCUCCAAGUAUCGAUUCUGAGACAUGCACAUGCAGUGACGAGUUGUGGGGUCUAGACCUUAGUGAUUCGAACCAACAAAGUGAUUGGGAGGCUGGACGCUGUAAGCGUGAGCUUCCAAGUAACAAUAAUGAAGAGACCCCAGAAAUUGAUAUUCAAGAUCCUUAUACUUUGCCCAUGUGUGGCCAUACAACUAGUCAGUACACCUCAAGCAACAUUGGUUAUUAUGUUUUUGAAUACAGAGAAGAGGAAGAGGAUACUGGGGAGUCAUCAGGGCCAGUUGUUUCAUCCACAGAAGACUCAGACUCUGCUAUGAUAGGUGAGCGGCGGCACCACUAUCAUCCCCACCGCCAGUCCUCCUCAGUCUUGCUCCAGCGUACACUGGGCCGAGGACGGGCAAAUAUUGUGUCAUCUGAUUCGGAAUUUGAAACAGAAAACAGAAGACGCAGACGCCAUGCCCGCCACAAUCAUCGUUCUCACCGUCACGAAAGAGAGAAUGGUCGUCAUAAACUAGUUAACUCUCAUCGUUCAAGCCCUUGGUUAGCUCAGCUUCAUUCAGAAUACAUGGCUUUAGGCCUUCCAUCUCCCUGGUCUCCAAGCCGCAGCUGUGAUAUUAACCAGCAGGAUGCUUAUGGAAGGUCAGCAUUGCAUUAUGCUACAGAACAAGGCCACACAUAUAUUGUUCAUAUGCUCAUCAAGGCAGGAGUGCGUGUAGACACCCCAGAUGCUGAGCACAUGACAGCACUCCAUCUUGCAGUGCAGCGAGGUCUAGUGGAGGUCAUCACUCUGUUACUGGAGGGAGGAGCCAGGGUUAAUAACAAAAUGAACGACAAGAGUACUCCACUACACAUAGCAGCAUCAAGAGGCUACACUGACAUUGUGGAAUUGUUACUGUGUCAUGGAGCAAAAAUUGACUCCUUGGAUAGCUCUGAUCGCACUGCUCUCAUUGUGGCUGUCUCCCGAUCUAAUGUCAAGGUAGUACAGCUGCUGCUUGAGCGCGGUGCCAAGGUUAACAUAGAGGAAAUACAUGGAUACACUCCUUUAUGUGAAGCAGUGUGGCACAAAGAUGUAAAAUUAGUCCAGAUGCUCCUGGCUGCUGGUGCCAAGAUAACUCAGUCACACUAUCUUCUUCAUUAUGCAGUUCUUCACCGACAUUUUCAGCUGGCUGAGCUGUUGCUCAGCGCCCGCUGCAUUGUCAACCUGCGGGAUGAUAAUGGAGAUACUCCUCUUAUCAUUGCUGCACGCACCUGCCAGCCUCCCAUCAUCAAGUUGUUGCUCAAGAAUGGUGCCAACACCAACUACCCCAAUGGAUUGACUGGCACUACUCCCUUACAUGAGGCAGUAGAGGGCACAAGAGAUGCUCAGUUUGCUGAUUUCAGCACUGUAUUCUCUCUUCUCUACAGUCAUGGUGCUCACCUUGAUUUAGAAACUGUAACAGCUGGAGACACUCCACUGUAUAGAGCUUUGCUGCUUGAGAAAAAUAAAGCAGCUGCUCUUCUGAUAAGACAAGGUUGCAACGUCAAUCAUCAAACUCCCACUGCCACACCCGACUACCUGCACAUGGUAGCUCUACGCGGCAACUCAUCCCUGGCCACCCUGCUGCUACUAGCGGGGUUCAAGCUUUGGAGUGCAGACUGGCUCAAUGGUAUCUUCACUCCAGGCACUCUUAUGUCAAGAUUAGCAACAGUCAGGCUACAGCCUCUCACAUUAGCUGACCUGUGUAGGAUUCAUAUUCGUCAAUGGUUAGGUGAACGCCUUCGUGUCAGUCUUGAAGGUUCAUCACUGCCAACAAGAGUAGUUAGGUUUCUUAUGUUAGAAGGUGUAGAAGUUGAUCUCUGACACUAGCAGAAAGAUUUUUGAUGUUUGAUUCAAUAAAAAUUUUAUUAUUUCAAGAGAUGUAUUUUAGACUCAAUAAAAGUUUUACCUAAUAUAUACUGUUGUUGCCAUACACAAAAUCAGAGUUAAGGAACAUGCUAAAUAAAGAUCCAAAAUAGAAACAGAAGGAAUGGUGGCAACACAAAAAAGAAAAGACAAAAAUUUUUACUUCCUUAGCUGUAGCUUCCAAAUGUAAUAAAACACCAAACACACAAAACAGACAAAACAAUAUCAUGGAAGCAAAACACUAUUAGUUUGGUAUAUCAGCUUGUAUAAUUAUUGCACUGUCACAUUUCUGCUCAUAAAGAACUGCUUCAUAAAUUUGGUACAAAAGGCCACAUGCCUAUGAACACAAUAUUGAUCCUUAAUAUUAAAUUCAAAAUUUCUAGCAUGAUCUUGAUGUCACAUUUUCUGUAACUAUUCCAAUGAUAGAACCUUGGUAAUGUGUUCCUUCAAAUCAACAUACUAAAUCAACAUGCAUAGCAGCUCUGGCAUACUGGAUGUAGGAAACUUCUAUUAUAAGAAUAAGAGUAUGAUCAAUAAGUGUACACAAAUGAAAAGCAGAAAGGAGAUUGUUUUUAGUUGUAUAUGGCUCAAUGAAGUAUCCCUUUUUUAAACCUAAAAUGUAUUUUUCAUACUUGUUUCUUCUAUUUAGCAUUACAUGCUCCACAAUAUUAUCCAACUCGUCUUUCCCAUAUUUGUGUUUAAUUUCAUAAAAAAAAGUAAUAAAAAAUAACUUGGUCAGUACUGCUGUGGCCUGAGGAACCUUUACUAUUCCACGUACCCUCGAUCAUUAUUGACAACCAGUAUAAAGAGGGGACACUGGGAGGGUUUGUGUAUGUAAAGGCACAGUAAGAGACAAAGCCAUGAACGCCCCUCUGCUAUCUUUGGGUUCAGGGUAGUGUGUGUCGACACCUGAGAGUGGAUAAACAAAACAAUGCAGUUACCAAAUUACCCGUUUACUGCACUCACAACACAUCCAAUAGCAGUAACUGAGUAGUAACAGAACAGGACUUCCUGGGCGCAAUUAGUGUGCCAACCAUCCAGCAUCUCCCCGUUCAAAUCAUGGACAAUGUAUGAAUCUUACUACCAGAGAAAUGGAAGAGGGGCAAUGGACUGGUUAAAUGCUGUCAUGUCAGUAUUGACGGGACAAGUGCCUUCAACAGCGAGGGCUGAAUCAGUCUCUCCAGCCCAUUGGAGAGGGCUGAUGCCUUGAGAACAAUGGCAGGCUGGAGAGAGAAGGUGGUAUUGCCAUGAUGAGGCCUGGCCGUGUUCUGCUGAUGGGAAAGACAGAGCAGGCCAACCUUUGCUCGGAUUUGCCAGUGUGGGGAGAUGAAGUUUCACGGUAGGUGGUCUGAAGCGUUUUGUUGUCAGCCAGCCGACUCAGUUCAGUGAAUUGGACCAUAGUUACCAAAGCAGUGACUAUAAUUAAUUCCCUCACACAGCCCCCCAAACAAGCAUCUACUGGGAAGUAGAUGAAAAAAGGAAUUAAUUAAGAGGAUUGGCUAAGAAGAUCAGCACCUAAAUUGUCCUUGCUGGCUAUGUAUACUACCCUAUACCGAUAUGCUUGCAAACUUAGAGACCACCUCAAUCAGUAUCAGAAAAUCAGAGAAUUACUAGAAAAGGUAGAUGUAAGGAAGGCAAUGAGACUAGAUGGAGUGUCAGGAUGGACAAUGAGAAAAUAUAGAAAAUAACUGGUAGAACUAAUUUUGGAUGUAAUCAAUAACUCUUAUUCAAGGGAAGGUACCAAAGGAAUGGAAAAGAGUAAAUGUAGUCCUGAUAUAAAAAAAAAGGAGGUAAAAAGACUGAGUCCUAAAUUACAGACCAGUGUCACUAACUAGUGUGCGAAAGAUCUGUGAAAUUGUUAUUAAAGAAAAAUGGUUAGAAUAUGUGAAAGGAAAUGCAAUAGUUAAUAACUUCCAAUCUGAUUUCAUAAAAGGAAGAUUAUGCAUACCAAACUUGCUAAACUUUUAUACAAGAGAUGAAGUACAAGGGAGAGAUGGAUGGGUUGGCAUGCUGUAUUAAGGAGGAAAUUUGAUUCGUGAUGCAAUAUCAUUUUUUUGGCUCUCCUAUCUUUAUUUUUUCACCUAGUUGAAUAAUAUUUAUACACAAGGUGUAUUAAUAAGUAUUGUUUUUUAACUGUAAAUAUCAUACAGAUACCUCUGGUAGUUUUUGUGCAAAAAUAAUUUUUUUGGCUAUGAAAAAAGAUAUUCAAAAUAAUGCUGUAAAAUCAUAACUAAUAGUAUGGCAAUUUCCUCUUGAUCAGAGGUAAUAGACAUAUCGGCCAACAAAUGUAAGCCUUUGCAUACACAUAAACUAAGUUACAACAAUUUCAUCACAAUUUUUUUUAUUUGAUAUUUUAAAUUAAAAAAUCUGCUAUAAAUUUAAUUGAAGGAAUUUGAUCAUGACCAUGGUAACAUUUGUAAAGAUGAGGUUGAUGAUGAUCAUUCUGCUGCAUGAAUUUUUUAAAUCAGUCAAUUACUGAAAAAGUUAUUUAACAAUUUAUGCACAAAAAGAGAGUUUGGAAAAACAUUUUUCUGUGAACAUUUUCAAUAUUCCCAUAUAAACAACUCCAACAUGCAUCAAAACAAAUAUUUAUUCACAUAAUCCUUUGACAUCUUCUUGGAGGUUGGUAGUGGUUGUUUAGAUAGUUUGAAGCCAUUGAUAGCAUAUAAAAGAAACCUACACAAAGUGAGUUCUCCCUUGUAUUGUAGACUUCUAGCUCCUGGUCCUCUGUUUUUAUCAUAUUGUAUACAACAUAUAUACUGAUACAUAUGACAUAUUACUGAUAUAAUAUAUCCAUUAUGAAAAUAACAUAUUCUAUGGGUAAUACUAGAGCCCACCCACCUCAUUGUGGCCAGGUAGAACUUAUUUUGAAGUUAUUACUUGUUAUUUCAAAAGUAACUGUUUCCACACUCACACUUCAUAAAAUUGAUAAAUUUUUGUAGUUUUUCUAAUGAUAUCACUAUCAGAGAACCAUCAUUGCUCAUGGUAGGCCUGCCUCUCCUCUUGUGGUAAUAGGCUUUCUGUAGUUUGCUCCAGACACGUGUGCAUAUGGAGAAAAACAUAAAUCGAGACUGGAGGAAGACGACAUGUCUGUAUUUGUUCAUCAGGAUGUAUGUUGAGCUAUAUUUGUAAAUCAUUGUAGUGGUGUAGAGUCUGUAACUAGCUAGUUUGUGUGUGCAUUAAUUAUCUGUAUAAUGGUAUUUGGGAGAGAGCGUGUGAGUGAAGCACUAGUUUGUUAUUUGUAUGAGGUUGACAGUGUGGAGGAAGAAGGACCACUACAUCAGCCACAGCUCUGAUCGUCCUGCACCACCAACUGCCUACCUUGCCCUGCCACUGAUCCUGUUACCGUCACCAUUUCUCCAAGUCUGGCUCCUAUGUUUGCCCACAUACCCCUUGUUAUCAUAAAGUGGAAAACUAA